ACAGAGGCCUAGUUGACGCACCUUGUUUUCUACUUGCUUGUGAGGACUGGUCCCAACAGCCGUUCAUCAUCAAACAGACUCAACGAGGAACUUAAUUGAAGUUGGAACAUUUUGAUGAAGGCCAUGAUGAAAAUGUGUACAAUUAUAACGGAGGUCUUCCUAUAAUCCCAGCGCCUCAACCAUCGUCUACAGCUCUAAUGUGCUCGAGAGCCAGAUGUCCACCUCUGACUUGUACGAAUGAGUGUAGCUCACCGACUGUUUGGUGUAGCAAGAAAGAUAGAAAGGUGUUUGUUUUAAUUCCCCUUGCGGUGUAGCAGGACGUUAUUGUUCUCGCUUAUAGAGCCAUGGGCGGCUCCUUUAAGAACCCGGCAGCAGCGUAUUGGUUACCAGGACGACAAAUAAUGACAAAACUCUACGGCUCAUCUGUUUGCAGCAGCAGUGUGGGAGACGCAGUAUCCAAACUUGCAGAAUAAUCAAAGUAUGGCGAUGCUUUCUGCAUGAGCAGAGGAACGGACUGUUGAAAGAAAAUGAGCAAAAAUUAUGAAUCAACAAAUGUGUCUGAGGUGGAGGACCACAUUUCUCUGAAGUAUGACAUCAAGAAGAGACUUGGAAAGGGGGCUUAUGGCAUUGUAUGGAAAGCAGUUGACAGACAGACAGGCGAGGUUGUAGCUGUAAAGAAGAUCUUUGACGCCUUCAGGAACAGGACAGAUGCCCAGCGGACAUUCAGGGAAAUAAUGUUCCUCCAGGAGUUUGGAGAUCAUCCCAACAUCGUCAAACUUCUAAAUGUCGUCAGAGCUCAAAAUGAUAAAGACAUUUACCUCAUCUUUGAAUACAUGGAUACCGACCUGCAUGCAGUGAUAAAGAAAGGUACUCUGCUGAAGGACAUCCACAAACGUUAUGUGAUGCACCAGCUCUUCAAAGCUAUCAAAUACCUGCAUUCAGGAAAUGUUAUCCACAGGGACCAAAAGCCAUCCAACGUGCUGCUGGACACCGACUGUGUAGUCAAGCUGUGUGAUUUCGGCUUGGCCAGAUCACUCAACCAGAUCCAAGAGGACAGUGGGAAUCCAGCACUGACGGAGUACGUGGCGACGCGGUGGUACCGAGCUCCUGAGAUCCUGCUGGGAUCCACGAGGUACACUAAAGGCGUGGACAUGUGGAGCCUUGGCUGUAUCCUGGGAGAGAUGCUGCUGGGAAAAGCCCUGUUCCCCGGGACAUCCACCAUAAACCAAAUAGAGAAGAUCAUGAGUGCCAUACCCCACCCCAGCCCAGAAGAUAUUCUCGCAAUCAAGUCUGAAUACGGAUCUUCUGUCAUUCAGAGAAUGUUACUAAAACCACAGGUGCCUUUGGAGGAUCUUCUCCAGUUGUCUGUGCCUCCUGAUGCUCUGGACCUGUUGAAAGGCUUGCUAGUUUUCAACCCAGACAAGCGGCUCACUGCUGAGCAAGCCCUCCAACACCCAUAUGUAGCCAGGUUUCAUAAUCCAGCCAGGGAGCCAGCUCUCAACUAUGAUGUAGUGCUGCCAGUGGAUGAUGAUGUACAAUUAUCUGUUGUUCAGUACCGCAACAAACUUUAUGAGAUGAUACUGGAAAGGAGAACUAAUCAGGGGGUGCUAAGGCUGAUCCACCCAAAGGAUGGAGGCUGUGUCAGUAGCAUUGAGAAGCCCCAUGUGAAGGACAAAGUAGAGAAGGACCCGGUGGCAGUGAAUGGGUGUGGUGACCGCGGAGGGAAAACGCAACAUGAAAAGACUAAAGAGACAAACGACAUUCCUUCCCAUACAGGCGUCACCAAACCUGGGCCUGUGAACGUGUCAACCCCACCUGCUGUGGAGAAGACGAGUCCAUUAUCUAGUCCUGGCUUGGGAAAACUCACAUAUAACCCCAUCACACAUGCCCCAAAUGGUUUUGUUCGGAGUCCAGCUGGUCCUCCUAAUUACUACCCCUCCACUGCAGCCAACAGGAAACUAGUGGGACAGACCUGUAAUGGAGGUGCAACAACAUCACCAACAGAGGGCACCAACACUGACGCAACCAUGGACCAGAUUCUCCGGCGAGGUCGCUCAGCCCCUGUGACCCACAACCGCUCCUUCUCCUUGACCCUUAACCAAACCCAGAACAACCCGUUGGUUCGCCAAGAUGAGCCAUCCCUGUCCUCUGGGCUAUAUGUCACAUCUGCACGCUUGAACCAGCGCUCCACCUCUCAGGUUCGUGAGGCUCUGCCACCGACACGGUUCAGCAAGAAAGUAUUUCAGAGUAACUGUAAUGUGGCUGCUGCAGGCGACCCUCGAGCCAAACUGGGCAGCUAUUCCCAGGCCUAUGGUACCAUCAACAAGACUGAAUUGGACAAUCUGCUUCGAAGCCGUCCUUACAACCAGUAACUGCUGUCAUGUCACGUGUUUCAACACUCAAGAUUUGCACAAGUAUGUUAGGCACAAGGAAAACUGAAAGACAACUUGAAGAAAAAAAAAAAACCUGAAGACUCUUACACCUCUUGUAUACUAUGUAAAUUGUAUCCACAGAGACAUGUCUAUCGCUGUCUGAGUCUGUAAAAAUUCCACUGACUUUAUAUUGCAUUUAUCGAAUUGUACCAGCAAUUCAUGAACAUAUGUAUAUACUAUAUGUUGCUUCAAAAAGUUUUAAUUCAACAAGGCUGGAUUACCAACCAGGUAAACCCCAGAACUUCAGGGGCCCUGAAGGCCCAUUUUAGGUGUCAGUAGGUUUGUGGUCAUUUACAAAUUUCUUUGGGAACAUUCACCUUUUUAGUACAUUAUCAUCGGAAAUGUUGACUUGGCUACCGGUCUAUCCAUAGAGAGAGAUUCACAUGCUAAAUAUUCCUAAAUACAUUUGUGUUCUAAGUAAGUAUCACAAACAGUAAGCCCCUGCUGAUAAUUGCCCACAAAUACUUUUUGCCCCGGGGCACACUACAUGGUCAAACCAGCCAUGAUUUUUCAUGUUGAUCUAUGUAGCUAAUGACCUAUUGGCUUAAUGGUUUAUGUACAUUAAACCAGUUGGUUUCAGAUAAUAUGCAAUAUAUAAUAUGCAAAUAGUUUAAACAAGGAAUUGUUUACAAUUGUGUACAGAAAGAAAACGAUUAGUGUUUCUUGAUUCUAGUUUAUAAUGUUGGAUGUUGACAUGGAUGACUGUGACAACAGGCCACCAUAAGGUUUAAUAAUAAACCGAGGUGGAAAUACUCA
This is a messenger RNA of Perca fluviatilis (European perch), 3188 nucleotides long. RefSeq names its product mitogen-activated protein kinase 15 (gene mapk15). Gene Ontology annotation, cellular component: nucleus; cytoplasm. Gene Ontology annotation, molecular function: ATP binding; MAP kinase activity. Gene Ontology annotation, biological process: protein phosphorylation; intracellular signal transduction. The record is from RefSeq and is a predicted model, not a curated record. Bases 528 to 2372 code for a protein of 614 amino acids. Lineage: Eukaryota; Metazoa; Chordata; Actinopteri; Perciformes; Percidae. The transcript has 15 exons.